Carassius carassius (crucian carp) is the source of this 931-nucleotide messenger RNA. RefSeq names its product glutathione S-transferase P-like. Gene Ontology annotation, cellular component: cytosol. Gene Ontology annotation, molecular function: glutathione transferase activity. Gene Ontology annotation, biological process: glutathione metabolic process. The record is from RefSeq and is a predicted model, not a curated record. Bases 119 to 745 code for a protein of 208 amino acids. NCBI's taxonomy places the organism in Eukaryota, Metazoa, Chordata, Actinopteri, Cypriniformes, Cyprinidae. The transcript has 7 exons.
AUCAAAAAACUUCGAGGUUUAUAAAGGGAGCGUCGCGAGAUCUUCUGCACUGCACUUCAGGAGCAGUUCACACAUUGUCUGAAACACUCAGCCUUCACUACCCAUUCUAUUCUACAAGAUGGCUCCCUACACACUGACGUAUUUUCCGGUCAAAGGCAGAUGUGGUGCCUUGAAGAUGCUUCUGGCGGACAAGGAGCAGCAGAUGAAGGAGAACCUGGUGUCCAGAGAGGAGUGGAUGAAGGGUGAUAAGAAAGCCAGCUAUCUCUUUGGACAGUUGCCUAAAUUUGAAGAUGGUGACCUGGUCCUGUAUCAGUCCAAUGCCAUUUUAAGGCAUGUGGGUCGCAAACAUGGUGCAUAUGGAAAAAACGACUGUGAGGCUUCUCUUAUUGACAUGAUGAACGAUGCAGUUGAAGAUCUUCGUCAAAAAUACAUCAAACUGAUCUACCAGGAAUAUGAGACUGGUAAGGAAGCGUACUGCAAAGAUCUGCCCAACCACCUCAAACCAUUUGAAUGUAUUCUGUCCAAAAGCAAAUCUGGAUUCCUAGUUGGUGAUCAGAUCUCAUUUGCGGACUACAACCUGUUUGAUCUAAUGCUGAAUCAUAAAGUCCUUUGCUCUACCUCUCUGGACUCCUUCCCAACUCUCAAGAGCUAUGUGGAUAAGAUUGCUGCCCGCCCCAAAAUCAAAACCCUCCUGGAGUGUGAAAACUUCAAGAAGCUUCCCAUCAAUGGCAAUGGCAAGCAGUAAUUCAGUUGAACAUUCACUUGCUGCAAUCACUUACAAACAUUGGCACUUGCUGUUAAAAGGCCUUAACUGGUGAUCUGUGAUUAGCAAAACUUCUCAAGUCUUUGUAUGAAUGUCUAUUUUGUAUUUUUAACUGUUUUUGAAUCCAUGUAUCAAUUAUUAUGAAUAAAAAAAGGUAAACAUCCAGAA